AUGCAAACCUGCCCAGCAUGUAGGCACGAUGGCCUUACUUUCACCGGCCUUAGCCAGCAUUUGGCCAAGAGUCAAGACCCCCGCUGUCAAGUGCUCUAUCGCUCACAUCAACCAGUCAACCACACAUCCGCUGAAGACCACCAUAUGGAAGCCGAGGAAGAACCGGUUGAACCACCCAUCUUUGAAGGUGACGACUUCGAGGGUGAGAACUAUGGUGAUGGUGAAGUAGACUAUGAGAUGGAGUGGCGUGAUGACGUAUCUGAGUCUGAGUAUGCUGAUAGCGACUCAGAUGAUGGCAUAUCCAUGGAACCAGAGUGGGAGCCUCCUGUCCCUGAUCCUGUGGGAGACCAGCUGCAGGUCCAGGAAGAUGAAGUUGCGGAAGAAGAUCCUGGCCGUGAUGAUCGCAUGCAAGUUCAAGAUGCCAAUGACGAUGCCACCAACACGAGAUAUGGAGUGUGUUUCGAUGAUGGAAACAACCCGUAUUUUCCUUUCUGCUCCCAGAUUGACUGGGAGAUUGCAAGAUGGUCGAAACUGCGCGGACCCAGUUCUACGUCAUUUACUGACUUGCUAGCAAUCAACGGAGUUAGGGAGUCUUUGGGGCUCUCCUUUAAAAAUGCGAAGGAGCUGAACGAAUUGCCAACCAGAUGCCCGAAAUUCAGGCAUGAACAGGUUAUUGUUGCUGGCGAGGCUUUUGAUGUGUACUACUGUGAUGUUAUCGAGUGCAUUAAGGCACUCUACGGUGAUCCCGAUUUUGCGGAUUAUCUCGCAUUCACUCCAGAGCGGCAUUAUGCCGACGAAGAUCAGACCACACGCUUGUUCCACGACAUGCAUACAGGGAAGUGGUGGUAG
Molecule: messenger RNA, 849 nt
Organism: Suillus bovinus
Lineage: Eukaryota; Fungi; Basidiomycota; Agaricomycetes; Boletales; Suillaceae
Exons: 3
Coding region: 1-849 (282 amino acids)
Source: RefSeq, a predicted model, not a curated record